UUAUUGGUUACACACGUGGUAUCUCUUCACUGGUCAUACGCCCUUGUCACAGCGAUCGUAACGUGGCUGUCUGCCUUUGUUAUAGGUAUAGUCACAACAAAAACAUUCGCCCGGGACUGUAAACAUAUUUUGCUGACCCGCAGUUGAUCUUGAGGUAACACCUGCUCACAGGAGGCGCACAUACCCCUUAAGAAGACAUCGACCCGUUUUUAUCUGCCGACGAUAAAUCAGGAAGAGAGCGGACUUGGUAGCGAGACGGUUGAUUCGUGUCGAAUAUUCCGCUAGUAUUUGAUGCAUUGGGGGGACAGCGAUGUCGGCUUCUGCAGACGACACCGCCGGUGACCCGGGGGACAUCACGCGUAGUGUGGGAUUAGGUUUCACAAUGGUUAUCAAGAGCCUGAAACUGAAAUUCCCCCAAGUCAGCAACAUCACCACCAACCAGCUCGCUGAUUGGAUGAAGCCCGGAUCAGACAGGGAUGUCGUUCUAAUUGACAGUCGACCAAAGGAGGAGUAUGACAUCAGUCACAUCCAAGGCAGCACCCGUGUGGACUGGGAGGCGAAGGAUGGAGCACAGGUCGUCCAGGGCAUCCCCUCGUUUAACCAGCCAGUUUCAGAGUCCACGGACCGGAAGCGAGUUGUCGUCUGCUACUGUUCUGUUGGCUACAGAUCUAGCGCCACAGCCCAGAAGAUACAGGCUUUUCUUGCCCAACAAGAGCCCCAAGCCAGUGUCCCCGUCUACAACCUGGAGGGGUCCUUGUUCAAAUGGGCCAAUGAAAGGCGGCCCAUGGUGGAUGCAGCCAAUCAGAAGACAGAACUUGCCCAUCCAUAUAAUAGCGUGUGGGGAAAGCUGCUUGAUAAGGAACUGAGACAGACGUCUUCCUGAAUACGUACUCCUACUUUGUGAAUUAUUUAUGCUCGUUGUUGGACGCUGUGAUUAAUUAAAUUUCUAUUGUUUCGAAA
Haliotis rufescens (red abalone) is the source of this 960-nucleotide messenger RNA. RefSeq lists its product as uncharacterized. The record is from RefSeq and is a predicted model, not a curated record. Bases 311 to 883 code for a protein of 190 amino acids. The transcript is spliced from 5 exons. Lineage: Eukaryota; Metazoa; Mollusca; Gastropoda; Lepetellida; Haliotidae.